Molecule: messenger RNA, 2457 nt
Organism: Oldenlandia corymbosa var. corymbosa
Lineage: Eukaryota; Viridiplantae; Streptophyta; Magnoliopsida; Gentianales; Rubiaceae
Source: the annotation of a GenBank genome assembly
GGGGGAAACUAUAACGUCGCAGUUGCACACAUUCAACGGAAACCGAUACAGCCAUCGGUCAUGCCGCUUUGGGCCGAAGCCCUUGAACGGCCAACGGUUAAGAACCUCUUCGCAGUUGGGUUAAGAAAAAGAAAGCGACAAAGAAUCCGACAAAACCGUUCCUCUCUUCUUUUUUCCUCUCAGUGGGGCAAACAACCAUUUGAAGCCAACAACUCAGCAUCAAAGAGAGUUCUCUUUUUUACCGGUUACAACCACAAGUUCAUGAUAUGAUCAUGAGUACUAAUAAUCGUAGCCAUACGCUCUUCGGGUUGCAGUUGGUUAUUUUGGUGCUGAUUUUGCAACUGACUUCAUCAUCGGGUUGGUUUUUUUCAUCCAAUAAGGAGAGUAGUAAUAAAAACAAUAACAAGAAUACAAAUGGAGAGGAAACUAGGAUGUUUCGCAAGGAUUCUAGGGCGGAAUUCUCCAUAGAAUCUUUCAAUGACCAAAGGGGGAUCAAGCACGUGGAGGAAGCCAGGGACAAGAUGAUCGCGCCGUCUUCGGAAGGUUCGUGUUGGCAGAAUGCGUAUGGUGGUUUGCUUGCAGGAUGUUCCAAUGUUUUUGUUGAGGAAGAGACCAGGAAUAGAUUUGCUUGGCAUCUCACUGACUGCUUUUUAAGAUACGCCGGAAGGCCGUCUUUACCUAAAUGUGACCUAAAAUCUCCGGUGAAAAAAUGCCUUGAGGCAGUUGAUAGAGACUCCAGUAAUGUUUACCUCGAGUUCCAUCUCCAGGCCAACUCCAUUUGCCAUCAGUUACAAAUUCCAGCUUUUAGGCAUCAAACAGAGAGGUUGGUUAAUGAACUGAAAAAAACGGCUGAAUAUGCAGAGGAAAAGCUUGACAGCAUUGAAGCGCAAGCGGAGCAAUUGUUGCGAAAUUCAAAACAUGUUGAUGAAUACCUGAGUUCAAUUGAUGUUCGGGCGCAACAACUUGAAGAAACCUCAAAGAAUGUGGAGAGCCAUGUACUUGAAGUGUUUGGUUACUCGAAAGAAGUUUAUGAGCAAUCUAAGGCUAUUUCUGCAUCUCAGUUGGAGCUUGCUCAAAGUCAAGUAAGGAUGAAAGAGAGUUUGGCUGAAGGAAUGGCCCUGGUUAAGGAUUCCUACACUAAUUUGGGACAAGAGAUCACUAGCUUGAGGGAUGAGGCUGUGGAAAUAGAGAAGGAGGUCAGUAGGGUUGGAAAUGCAAUGUUUUCGAAGAUGGAUACUCUUCAAAGCAAGGCUGAUAACAUUGGCAAUAUGGCAGAAAGUUCUUUAGAGAAACAAAAGGAACUUUUAGAUAGACAAUCUGCGGCUCUAGAUGGUGUUCAUCAUCUUGCAGAGUUUAGUUCCAUGGCGCUUGAAGAGAGCAGGGGAAUCUUGCAGAAGCUGACAGACAUUGGGAACAAACAGCAAGAAGAACUACUUGAAAAGCAAGAACAGCUCAAAGAAGCACAUGAUCAGCUUGUUGAGAAUUCGAAGGCGAUAUCAGCAGCUCAGGAAGCAUUUGAAUCAAGGCAAGCAACCAUGUUUCUUGCCUUAGAAAAGCUAUUUGAUUUACACAACAGAAUGUUCCUGGCAUCUAGAAUGUAUAAAGCCUUUGCACUUUAUACAUUGGUGUUCUUUCUUCUAUACAUGCUUACAAGCACAAGGCAGACAUACAAUGUGAGGCACGUCGUUUAUAUAGGAUUGUUUGUCACAAUGGUGAUUGAAUUGUGUAUAAUCUGGUGGACGACAUACGAUACUGAUAAACAAGAAUGGGUGAUAUCUAUUCUUAGAUCAGUUUCGGGAAUCCUUUUGAUGAUGCAACUUGGAUAUUCCGUCUGCACCUACAGAGACUUUGAAGUGUUGAACCACAAGAUGCUUUUGACACUCAUGGGUAAGGUUUCAUGUAUGCAAAAUAACAAACAUUAUUCAUCGGACGUGGAAGAUGAGGAAGAUGAUGAUGAUGUUGAUUGGUCUAGGUGGGUCGACACCGACCUACCCGAAGAUGUGGGUUUAUUGGAAGAUCCUGACUACUUAUCCCUCCAGGAGGAGAUUGCAGAAAACUCUGCUACAUCUAGUUCAGCCACAAGGAAAUACAACCUCCGGAAUCGCCAUUAGCAACAACAAUUUAUGUUGAUCACAUCAUCUCCAGAGUUAAGUGGCGAACUAAGGAAGAGUUUCUGCUCUACUGAGCUUCCUGGUUCAAUCUGCGCGGUCCUGGCCUCAUAUUUUAUUCCUCCCAAAAUGCCAAAUUUUUGCAGUUUUAUUCAUGUUUUUAUAGUGAAUGAACGGAGAAUAGGUCAAGACAUCUUGAUUUUCUCGCAGUAUGUAGGAGCUAGCAUUAUUCAUUUUUGUUUCCCUUCAUCUGAUUGUUAAUAUUAAACUUAUUAUUGAUUAACAAACGUAGAAUGCUAUAGUUUGGACCCCAGACCUUGUUCUUUCCUUUAUGAUUAACUGAAGUUCC